This is a messenger RNA of Musa acuminata AAA Group (dessert banana), 1162 nucleotides long. Its product is annotated as enoyl-[acyl-carrier-protein] reductase [NADH] 1, chloroplastic-like. The record is from RefSeq and is a predicted model, not a curated record. Gene Ontology annotation, biological process: fatty acid biosynthetic process. Lineage: Eukaryota; Viridiplantae; Streptophyta; Magnoliopsida; Zingiberales; Musaceae. The coding region runs from base 635 to 1078 and encodes 147 amino acids. Gene Ontology annotation, molecular function: enoyl-[acyl-carrier-protein] reductase (NADH) activity. The transcript is spliced from 5 exons.
UAAACACUUGAACAUGUCAUUAUUAUAUUGCAUGUGUUUCAAGAGAAGUCUGACAGUAUGUGUUCCUUUUUGUUAUUAGAAAACUCUUGGCUAAGCCUUCCAAUCCAGGAAUGAGCUUACCUUGCAAGCCAAGAAUGUUGCAGUAGAAGCCCUAUAUGAUAAUUUUAUCUUUAUUAUCAUAGUGAAAGCAGCAUAAUAAUAAAGGAGCAUUCUAUAAGCAGAUACAGGUGAAUAUGAGAGAGGGUUGGGUGUAGAGGAAGAAGGAUUGGAAUCAUCUGAAAUUUUUUGAGCUAAAGAAAAUACAAUUCAAAAUCGAAAGUAACCGAAUCAAACAUUUUCAACUAAACAAGGUUGUUUUGGCCCCAUAUAAUACAUUAUAAUUGGCCAAAGUAAACCAACACACUCUUUAGAUUCCUUUCAAAAGUUGCCCGGAUUUCAUGCUUCUGCCAUUUAUUUUUCUUUUCUGCUGGUGAAUCUUGACAUCUUUGUCUUUUGUUACUUCUGUUUGGCAAUUUGGUCUGCUUAAGUUUAAAGUGUCUCAAUAUUGCAGGGGGUGCUUCAGUGUCUCUAACAUACAUUGCUUGUGAAAGAACCAUCCCAGGUUGCUGUAUCAACUUGCAGAUAUGGAGGUGGAAUGAGUUCAGCAUACGCAGCCUUAGAGAGUGAUACCCGAGUGCUGGUGUUUGAAGCUGGAAGAAAAGGCCAAAUCAGAGUAAAUACAAUAUCUGCAGGGCCACUGGGAAGUAGAGCAGCAAAAGCCAUUGGAUUCAUCGAGAAGAUGAUAGAUUACUCCUACUCCAACGCCCCACUGCAGAAAGAAUUGCUUGCAGAUGAAGUCGGCAACACAGCAGCAUUCUUCGUCUCUCCUCUGGCCUCAGCGGUGACCGGUUCAGUCGUGUACGUGGACAACGGGUUGAAUACGAUGGGACUUGCAAUCGACAGCCCAACACUCUGCGUAAUAGUAGGGGGCGAGACAAGCAGAAGGCUCUCUCCAUGUUCUUUUUUUAUUUUAACGACCGCGGCAUCAUCAUCGUCAUUGAAUAGAGAGCGGGGUGAUUGUCUUGUUGCAGGUAAAUAGGACUUGGAAUCAUUUAAGAGUCAUCAAAAAGCCCUGAUUGUUGGAUUAGAAUAUUUAGCAUCAUGUAGCUUUUUUUACUUUGGA